Messenger RNA from Caretta caretta (loggerhead turtle), 1573 nucleotides. It is a transcript of the gene SNX15, whose product is annotated as sorting nexin 15. The record is from RefSeq and is a predicted model, not a curated record. Gene Ontology annotation, molecular function: phosphatidylinositol binding. NCBI's taxonomy places the organism in Eukaryota, Metazoa, Chordata, Testudines, Cheloniidae.
GUUCGGCAAACCCACGCUCCCUGGUGGCAGUCACAGCCGCUGGGCGGCUGGCUGCCGAUGUGUGGGAGGGCGGGUUCAGUAUUUAAAGGGGCCGCCGCCCCAAUGGGAAGAGGGUGAUGGCCUGCAGGGUGAAGGAUGAGUACCAGCGGCAUUACACGGUCACGGAGCCGAGGAGCCACCCCAAGGGCUACACCGAGUAUAAAGUGACAGCCAAGUUUGUUUCGAAGACGAAACCGGAGGAUGUCAAGGAGAUCACGGUCUGGAAACGGUACAGUGACUUCAAGAAGCUGCAUGGGGACCUGUCCUACAUCCACCGCAACCUCUUCCGGCGCAUGGAGGAGUUCCCCGCCUUCCCCAAAGCCCAGGUCUUUGGCCGCUUUGAGCCCGAGGUGAUCGAGGAGCGCAGGAAAGCAGCUGAGGCCAUGCUGAGGUUCACGGUGCACAUUCCUGCGCUGAACAACAGCCCCCAGCUCAAGGAGUUCUUCAGGGUACAUGGGGGAGGGGAGGUAAAGAGGCCCCUGGAGGCCUGUGACCUACGCAUCCUGCCACCCCCUCUGAUCCCAGUGCCGCAGGAGGGCACAGAUGCUGGGGAUGAUGCUCGGAGAUCUGUGGCAGAGCUGGGACGGCAGAGCCUGGAGCCUGAGGGGGAGCCAGAACCGCACCGAAGGGAGCAGACGGAACCACAGAGCCCAGUGCCCCGGGGAGCUGUGGGAGUAGCAGGGGAGGAGCAUAACAGGGAAGAUGAAGGAGAGGAGACAGGGGACCCUGCACUGGCUGCAAAAUCAGAGGAGGACCUGGACCUGCUCUUUGCCUCUGUGGGGGAGGAGGAGAAGGAGAGCGGGUCGCCUCUCCGCGGCCCCCUGUCUGACCAGGACUUGGCCCUCUUUGACCCAUUCAUCAAGGAAGAGCAAUGCUCAGCCAGCCUUUCCCAGGGGGCCACGUUGGCCCUGGAAUCAGAGAUGCUCCCCGGCCAGGACAUUGAGCUGGCGGCUGAUGCCCUGUGGGACCUGCAGAUCUCUCAGCCUGCGGAGCAGGAGGCAAUACAGGGACUGGACCCUGGAGGCUACCUGGCAGUGGCCACUGAGGAGAUCACGCUGGCCUUGAAGCGAGAAGCAGCCAAAGACUACGCAGGGGCCCUCUGUGGCUACCGCAAUGGGGUGGACAUCCUGCUGAAGGGGGUGCAAGGAGACCCCGAUCCGGCCCGCCGGGAAGCGGUGAAAAAGAAGACAGCCGAGUAUCUACAUCGGGCCGAAGAGCUGGUCCAGCUGCAUCUGACCCAUCUCCAGCCAUGAGCCAGGAUCUAAGUCCCCUCCCUGCCACCAGGACAUGGGGCUGAGCAGAUCUAAACCCCUAGCUGCCUUUCCAAAGAGAUCUAGGGCCAAUGCAUUCUCAUACUGGUGACUUAGCUAUGGCCUUUCUCUCAUGUCCCCCCCCCGGGCUCAGAAGCAGGACUACAGGUCCUGGCUAGAAACACACCACUCACACAGCCUCCAUGGUUUGCUUUAACACAGGGCUGUAUGGUGAAGGGGGGAAAUCUCUCUCUGCACUACUAAAGAUGUUUGUGUCUACAGCA